GUUAUCAUUGUGCUGCUUUGCGUGCUGCACAUGCUUGUCAUAGGGGUGCUUCUAUCAAGAACGGUCCACGACUCCCCUGGCCCACUAAUCCUGGUGGAUGGCAACGUGGCUCGUGCAUACAUAAACCUCAGUCAAGUUCCCCCUUGUUCCCCCUCGUUCCCUCUACAUACGCCUGGGUAACUCAAAACUUCGGGAGCUUAUCAUGGAUAUCACAACUACUCACAAUGCCACUUGUCAGAUAUCGCCCCACGCCCAGGCUUUCCGUGCUGUUCUGACAGGCUUCGUCGGAUCCGCCAUGGGCGGCCUUACCAGCGGCUUUUAUGUCGCCCUCUUUUCUGGCUGGAUUAGCUGGUUUGCGACACUGCACAUUCUCCUCGGAGGAAUUGAGCUUUUGCUUUGUCCACAGCGUGAGACACAGAGCUUUUGUCAAAAACUUGCAUCCUGUCUGCCGUGUUGUGACAGCCGUGACAGUAGCGAUGACAAAACCAACGCGUUGGGCUGGUUGGGUUGGAGUUAUUCGGUCAUCUAUUCCCCAGUCUCGCAGGUCUUAUGGGUCAUAGGCAACUUGCACAGUGCAUCAGCUCCGCUGAUGUUGGUUCAGGCUCUCAGCAUCUGCACCAUUGCGCUGCCACUAACAAUCGAUCCUAAAGUCCGGUAUGGGGACCAAUUCGAAAGAGAUUUCCUUAGAAGGGCCUUUAAUCUCGCCACGGCCAUUAGUACCCUCAUCCUCGGUGUCUUAUCUUCGGUUCUACUCGUAUUCGCCGCCAAAGGGCUUCACCGGGACCGUUUUUUUAUCAUAAUCUACGUCGUCGUAUUGGUCGUGUGGACCUUCUGUGGAUGGAUGUUUCGACCAAGCCCAACAAAGGUGCAUUCCCCAAAGGGCCUCGGCAUUCUAGCUGGUUUGGCGAUGGGAUGUUUUUCUGGGGCCCUCAUCGCCACUCCAGCAUUUGUUAUUAUGCAGAUAGCACCUACAUCACCGGGGUUGGGACUGCUGGAUUAUAUUCAGUGUAACGGGCUAGCAGUGUGGCGAAGAGUUGUUGCCGUCAUUCCGUGAUUGACAUGCAAUUGCAGAUUUCGAACAAGGAUAGAACUUACUUGGUACCAACUACCUAAGGAGUUCCACUAGUGAUUGAUUGAUCUACCAGUUAGUACGGACGAAGUCAAUUUCUUAUGAUACAUUUGACAUCUACGUAGCAGCUGUAUUUUGAGCCACCGCAAUCUCGUUCGUAUCACCUUGCAUCGACACGAUGUACUAUGUAGAUAUACUUAGGCGAUCAUCGAG
Messenger RNA from Suillus clintonianus, 1282 nucleotides. RefSeq lists its product as uncharacterized. The coding region runs from base 203 to 1054 and encodes 283 amino acids. NCBI's taxonomy places the organism in Eukaryota, Fungi, Basidiomycota, Agaricomycetes, Boletales, Suillaceae. The record is from RefSeq and is a predicted model, not a curated record. The transcript has 2 exons.